AUGCUUCAAAAUAUUAGUGAAAAUAUUUUUUCAUGUUGUAUAUUUAGUAAUUCAAUAAAUUCUAGCGAUGAAAAUGACUAUGGACCGCUUAUAUUAUUGAGACCAAAUACAUCCAUACGAUAUUAUUCAAGCGAUUUGAGACGUCGUAUUAAUACAGAAUCUUUAUCUUUACUACCAUACUAUCAUACAUCACUAAUCUCUGAAAAUUCAAAUAUAAUUAAAGAUAAUAGUACAAUGAUUUUCAACAUACCUGAAAGCCAAAAGAAUCAGUUAACAAAUUUUACAUUUCUUCUAUAUAGAGGGGUUAUUUUGAAACAAAUCUUGGAUUUAUACAGGAAUGAAACACGUGAUAUUGCUUUAUACCUUUCUAAAGAUCUUAAAUAUCUCAAACUAGAUAAUUUCAGUGGUGUAAUUCUUGAAAUAUCUCUAAGAUCUAUUAUUGACAUAAGAUAUAAUAUAAUAUCAAGUGAGAAUAGAUCUUAUUUCUCAAAAAUUUCACAUGUUGAGAGUGGUUAUGAACCAGUAAGUAAUGAUAAUAAUAGCACAAACUUUACUAUACUAAUUGAUGUAGGUAAUAAAUCAAGAUCAGUACUAAUAACUUUUAAUCAGGAAGAUAGUGCAAUCUCUUUCUACAAUAAUAUAAAGCUAUUAGUUCAAAACUCACAGAAAAAAAAAAAAAUAAUAUCUAGUCAAUACUAG
This is a messenger RNA of Cryptosporidium muris RN66, 699 nucleotides long. RefSeq lists its product as uncharacterized. The transcript has a single exon. Lineage: Eukaryota; Apicomplexa; Conoidasida; Eucoccidiorida; Cryptosporidiidae. Bases 1 to 699 code for a protein of 232 amino acids. The record is from RefSeq and is a predicted model, not a curated record.